ACCUAUACCAACGACAUUUUUAGUUCCUCCCGCUACAAACCGCUACAAUGGCCGAGCCAAUCAAAAUCUCCACCCAGGACGAGCUCAACCAGCUCAUCACCUCCACCAAAUACGUCAUCCUCGACUUCUGGGCCGAGUGGUGCGGACCCUGCAAAGCCAUAGCCCCCCUCUUCGCCAAGCUCUCCAAGUCUCACUCCGUCCCAGGCCAGCUCGCCUUCGCCAAAAUCGACGUCGACGCCUCGGCCGACAUCGCAAAGGAGUACGGCAUCACCGCCAUGCCAACCUUCGUCUUCGUCGUCGACGGCCAGGUGGGCAAGGGCGUCGACGUCCAGGGCCGCAAGCUCGGCGUGGGCGAGAGCGCCGACCGCGUCGUCCAGAUCCGCGGCGCCGACCCCAGGAAGCUGACCCUGUUGGCCAACGAGCUGGGCGAGCUGGCCAAGAAGGGUGCCGAGGGUUCGGCUGAGGAGGCUCCCAAGGAGGAGGAGAAGGAGGAGGAGGCUGCCGCCACUGCUUAAAAGGGGUUGAAAAAGGAGUGCUGAAUUUGGUACGAUAUGAUAUGGGUCAGACAUGGUCGAACGAGGCUUUGGCACAGAGACCAGGGAAGAGAGAUACAGCAGCCACCACCAAGCAAGUGGUGGUAUGUCGUUGGAGAUACAAACGGUUGGCCGCUGGGUUGGCCGUGGGCCAGCUUGUCACUGGCUUGUGUGGCGCACUUCUGGAUACCCUCUUUUCAGCAAGCAUGACUGACGGAGUAUUAUUUGUUUCACUUUUGGUUCAUGAUAUAUUCUCAGCGAACCCAACGCAACACGGCAUUGAAGCUCCGAUUUUGUCCCGGAACCCCCUUUCAUCCAAUUGCGUCACAACCUAUCCAACGCCAUGCUAACAAAACGCUCGCUCUUAUGCAGUAGUAUAGAUACAAUCCCCUAGACAUCU
Podospora pseudocomata is the source of this 933-nucleotide messenger RNA. It is a transcript of the gene TRX3, whose product is annotated as mitochondrial thioredoxin. The record is from RefSeq and is a predicted model, not a curated record. The transcript has 2 exons. Gene Ontology annotation, molecular function: protein-disulfide reductase activity. NCBI's taxonomy places the organism in Eukaryota, Fungi, Ascomycota, Sordariomycetes, Sordariales, Podosporaceae. The coding region runs from base 48 to 515 and encodes 155 amino acids. Gene Ontology annotation, cellular component: cytosol.